CUGGGAGCGCCCAGAGCUGCGCCGAACUCGCCGGGGACGUCGGGCGCCGGCUCCCUGCCUCGCUCACUUGCUCCGACCGGCUCCCUGCGCCUCCUCCCGGGACUGCGCGGGGACCUGGGCCCGGGUGGGCGCGGGGCGAGCAGAGUCCCCGGGCGGGAGGCGCGUGCUCUGGGCAGCACCCGGCCCCGGGAAUGGACAGAGGGAGCUGGGCGCGCAGGGGGCGCCGCGGGACCGGGCGGCCGGAGCGCUGAGCCAGACAAAGGCUCAGGAGUUGCGCUAGCUUUCGGGAGCCGGGCGCCGGGCGCCGAGGCUGCAGGACCCCGCGGCGGGCGGCUCCGGCCGGCCACCUCCCCCGCGGGCCGGCCCCUCGCGCCCGGACCUGCCCUGCCGGCUUCUCCUCGGGCGUGGGAAUUUGCUGAGGGGACCUAAGCGUCUCCGGAGAGGACAAGGACCAAGAGGUCUGCCGCGCGCCCGCCGGGCGGGGAGCCAGGGAGCGUCGCAAGUUUCCGAGCCGCGUGCGGGGCUCCGGCGCCGGCCAGCCGGCGAGCCCUGAGUGCAGCGCGCCCGGCCAGGCGAGGCGCCGAGAGCAUGGGCAGCGACCGGAGCGCGCCCGGACGGCCGGGCUGGGCGGUCAGUGUCCUCGGCGGCCGGGAGGCGGCGGCGCGGCCGCGACUGCUGCCGCUGCUCCUGGUGCUUCUGGGCUUCCUGGGCCGCGGCGCGGCGGCGGAGGACGCAGAAGUCAACGCCGAGAACUGGCUGAGGCUCUACGGCUACCUGCCCCAGCCGAGCCGUCACAUGUCCACCAUGCGCUCCGCCCAGAUGCUGGCCUCGGCCCUGGCUGAGAUGCAGCGCUUCUAUGGGAUUCCCGUCACGGGCGUGCUGGACGAAGAAACCCAGGCGUGGAUGAAGAGACCCCGCUGUGGGGUGCCAGACCAGUUUGGGGUGCGCGUGAAAGCCAACCUGCGACGGCGGCGGAAACGCUAUGCCCUCACGGGGAGGAAGUGGAACAACCACCACCUGACCUUCAGCAUCCAGAACUACACAGAGAAGCUGGGAUGGUACCACUCACUGGAGGCAGUGCGAAGGGCCUUCCGCGUGUGGGAGCAGGCCACGCCCCUGGUCUUCCAGGAGGUGCCCUACGAGGACAUCCGGCUGCGGCGGCAGAAGGAGGCUGACAUCAUGGUACUCUUUGCCUCCGGUUUCCACGGCGACAGCUCACCAUUUGACGGCACAGGCGGCUUUCUGGCCCACGCCUAUUUCCCUGGCCCUGGUCUGGGCGGAGAUACCCAUUUUGAUGCAGAUGAGCCCUGGACCUUCUCCAGCACUGACCUGCAUGGGAACAGUCUCUUCCUGGUGGCAGUGCAUGAGCUGGGCCAUGCCCUAGGGUUGGAGCACUCUAGCAACCCCAGUGCUAUCAUGGCGCCCUUCUACCAGUGGAUGGACAUCGACAGCUUCCAGCUGCCCGAGGACGACCUCCGGGGCAUCCAGCAGCUCUACGGCACCCCAGAUGGCCAGCCACAGCCCACUCGGCCUCUGCCCACUGUGACUCCCCGGCGACCAGGCCGGCCAGAUCAUCGGCCCCCCAGACCCCCCCAGCCACCACCCCCAGGUGGGAAGCCGGAGCAGCCCCCAAAGCCAGGCCCCCCAGCCCAGCCCCGAGCCACGGAACGGCCUGACCAGUAUGGCCCCAACAUCUGCGACGGGGACUUUGACACAGUAGCCAUGCUGCGUGGGGAGAUGUUCGUGUUCAAGGGCCGCUGGUUCUGGCGGGUUCGGCACAACCGUGUCUUGGACAACUAUCCCAUGCCCAUCGGGCACUUCUGGCGUGGCCUGCCCAGUGACAUCAGUGCUGCCUACGAGCGCCAAGAUGGACGUUUUGUCUUCUUUAAAGGUGACCGCUACUGGCUCUUCCGAGAAGCAAACCUGGAGCCUGGCUACCCUCAGCCACUGACCAGCUAUGGCCUGGGCAUCCCCUAUGACCGCAUUGACACAGCCAUCUGGUGGGAACCCACAGGUCACACCUUCUUCUUCCAAGGGGACAGGUAUUGGCGCUUCAAUGAGGAGACGCAGCGUGGAGACCCCGGCUACCCCAAGCCCAUCAGUGUCUGGCAAGGGAUCCCUACUUCCCCCAAAGGGGCCUUCCUGAGCAACGAUGCAGCCUACACAUACUUCUACAAGGGCACCAAGUACUGGAAGUUCGACAACGAGCGCCUGCGGAUGGAGCCAGGCUACCCCAAAUCCAUCCUGCGGGACUUCAUGGGCUGCCAAGAGCACGUGGAGCCGGGACCCCGAUGGCCCGACGUGGCUCGUCCACCCUUCAACCCCGACGGGGGUGCAGAGCCCGAGGCGGGCGGGGACGGCGAGGAGGGCGAGGAGGAGGGGGGCGAGGCUGGCGGCGCGGGGGACUUCGGGGAUGGGACCGACGCGGACGGGGGCAGCCGCGUGGUGGUACAGAUGGAGGAGGUCACGCGGACGGUGAACAUGGUGCUGGUGCUGGUGCCGCCCAUGCUGCUGCUGCUGUGCGUCCUGGGGCUCACGUACGCGCUGGUGCAGAUGCAGCGCAAGGGCGCGCCGCGCGUUCUCCUCUACUGCAAGCGCUCCCUGCAGGAGUGGGUCUGAGCAGCAGCGCUGCCCUCCUGCUGCGCACGGUGCUAAGGGGGCCGUGGCUGGCGGGACCCAGGCUUCUCCGACGUCUGGGUAGGGUGCACCAAGCCAGAGCCUUCCAGGGCUCCCUCAGCCCCUGGGUGGGGGCCUCGCCAGGC
Molecule: messenger RNA, 2762 nt
Organism: Lutra lutra (Eurasian river otter)
Lineage: Eukaryota; Metazoa; Chordata; Mammalia; Carnivora; Mustelidae
Gene: MMP15
Product: matrix metallopeptidase 15
Exons: 10
Coding region: 589-2619 (676 amino acids)
Biological process (GO): extracellular matrix organization; collagen catabolic process; proteolysis
Cellular component (GO): extracellular matrix
Molecular function (GO): zinc ion binding; metalloendopeptidase activity
Source: RefSeq, a predicted model, not a curated record